Chionomys nivalis (European snow vole) is the source of this 7289-nucleotide messenger RNA. It is a transcript of the gene Apbb2, whose product is annotated as amyloid beta precursor protein binding family B member 2. Gene Ontology annotation, cellular component: nucleus; cytoplasm. Gene Ontology annotation, biological process: regulation of DNA-templated transcription. Gene Ontology annotation, molecular function: transcription factor binding; amyloid-beta binding. The record is from RefSeq and is a predicted model, not a curated record. The transcript has 17 exons. Bases 557 to 2881 code for a protein of 774 amino acids. Lineage: Eukaryota; Metazoa; Chordata; Mammalia; Rodentia; Cricetidae.
GCCCCUCGGUGCCUCUCCUCGCGCAGCCGCCGCCAAAGCCUGGAGAAGUGGAAUCUUGCCGCCGCCGCUCCCUGCGCGGGCCUCGCGGAGCCGCACUGGGCAUGCUCAGUCGCUGGAGCCAGUGCUGCUCUAAGUAGGAAGCUCGCGUGCUGCAACCCGCAGCUGAUCUGGGCGCUCAGCGGACUGCGAGACCUAGGAGCCGGAGCCAGAGCCGAUAGAGCGUCGCGUAGUGCUGGUUGGAGCAUCUGUGGGGGAGCUGCUGUGCUCUCCAGCCAAGCAUGCUGUGGUCGGAUCUGCCCAUCCCUGGACUAGAGACCUUUGCUGGAUGGAAAAUCCAUAAACGAAAGCCCCUGUGAAAAGCUGACUUAGACGCCGACUCCAGUGCUCCCAGCUAGCCAUCUCACUGUUUCCAGAGUCCUUGGGAGUUCCGGAGUCCCCUGGUAACGCGCUGACUGUCGCUAUGGGCAGAAGGUACCCACAGGCUCGCCGGUGUCCAAGCAGCUCAUAUUGCAGAUUAUAACCCAUUUCCUGCACCAUUGCUGACGCCCAGAGAUCCAUGUCAGAAGUACUUCCAGCUGACUCGGGUGUUGACACCUUGGCAGUGUUUAUGGCCAGCAGUGGAACCACAGACGUUGCAAAUCGGAACAGCCCAGCCACACCACCAAAUACUCUUAAUCUCCGGUCCUCCCACAAUGAACUGUUAAAUGCUGAAAUCAAACACUCAGAUGCCAAGAACAGCACCCCCCCGAAAUGCAGGAAGAAAUAUGCACUGACUAACAUCCAGGCGGCUAUGGGGCUCUCCGAUCCAGCCGUACAGCCUCUGCUGGGAAACGGCUCUGCCAACAUCAAGCUGGUGAAAAAUGGGGAGAACCAGCUCCGCAAGGCUGCAGAACAGGGGCAGCAGGACCCCAACAAAAACAUCAGCCCCACAGCGGUCAUCAACAUAACUUCUGAGAAACUGGAGGUGAAAGAUCUCCACCCUCCGGAGUCCUCAGGCUGUGAGAUUUUGCCCUCCCAGCCCAGGAGAACUAAGAGCUUCCUCAAUUACUAUGCAGACCUGGAAACCUCCACCAGAGAGCUAGGGCAGAAUCUGGGCCCCUGCCAAGGGGUUGGGGAGGAGAAAGCCCAAGGCCCAGGCCAGGCCCCUGUAGUCAUUGGGAAUGGUGACUCGCUGCUGCAGAAACCGAACAGACCCCAGUCUAGCCCAGAGGAUGGCCAAGUAGCUACAGUGUCAUCCAGCCCAGAGACCAAGAAGGACCACCCUAAAACAGGGGCCAAAACUGACUGUGCGCUCCACCGGAUCCAGAACCUGGCGCCAAGUGACGAGGAAUCCAGCUGGACAACCCUGUCCCAAGACAGUGCCUCGCCCAGCUCCCCAGAUGACACAGCAGAUAUCUGGAGUGAUCACUCAUUUCAGACGGAUCCAGACUUACCGCCUGGCUGGAAAAGAAUCAGUGACAUUGCUGGGACCUACUACUGGCACAUCCCAACAGGAACGACUCAGUGGGAACGGCCUGUCUCCAUCCCAGUGGACAUCCAGGGUUCUAGGAAAGACUCUCUUAGCUCUGUGACGUCAUCUCCCACCCCAGAGAACGAGAAACAGCCAUGGAGUGACUUUGCUGUUCUGAAUGGGGGAAAGAUUAAUAGUGACAUUUGGAAGGAUUUGCACGCAGCCACAGUUAACCCAGACCCCAGUUUAAAAGAGUUUGAGGGAGCAACACUGCGCUAUGCCUCCUUGAAACUCAGAAAUGUCCCUCAUGCUGAUGACGAUGAUUCUUGUAGUGUCAACAGUGACCCAGAAGCCAAGUGUUUUGCUGUGCGCUCUCUGGGCUGGGUAGAGAUGGCAGAGGAGGACCUUGCCCCCGGGAAGAGCAGUGUCGCUGUCAACAACUGCAUCCGGCAGCUUUCCUACUGCAAAAACGACAUCCGAGACACAGUUGGCAUCUGGGGAGAGGGCAAAGACAUGUAUCUGAUUUUGGAAAACGACAUGCUCAGCCUCGUGGACCCCAUGGACCGCUCCGUGCUACACUCGCAGCCCAUCGUGAGCAUCCGUGUGUGGGGAGUGGGCCGAGACAAUGGCCGGGAUUUUGCUUAUGUAGCAAGAGACAAAGACACGAGGAUUCUGAAGUGUCAUGUGUUUCGAUGUGACACGCCAGCAAAAGCCAUCGCCACAAGUCUCCACGAAAUCUGUUCUAAGAUUAUGGCUGAACGGAAGAAUGCCAAAGCCCUGGCCUGCAGCUCCUUACAGGAAAGGAACAAUGUGAGUCUCGACGUCCCGUUGCAAGUAGAUUUUCCAACACCAAAGACGGAACUGGUGCAGAAGUUCCAUGUGCAGUACCUGGGCAUGUUACCCGUGGACAGACCUGUCGGCAUGGACACCCUGAACAGUGCCAUAGAAAGUCUGAUGACCUCAUCCAGCAAGGAGGAUUGGCCUUCGGUGAACAUGAACGUGGCCGAUGCCACAGUCACCGUCAUCAGUGAGAAGCUGUCUGACUUCCCAGAGAGCACGGGUGCUGAACCAUGUCUCUUACAGAGCGAAGAGGAAAUCUUGGUGGAGUGUCGAGUGCGGUUUCUGUCCUUCAUGGGUGUCGGGAAGGAUGUCCACACAUUUGCCUUCAUCAUGGACACUGGGAACCAGCGCUUUGAGUGCCACGUGUUUUGGUGUGAGCCGAAUGCCGCCAACGUGUCAGAAGCCGUCCAGGCUGCCUGCAUGUUGCGAUACCAGAAGUGCUUGGUAGCCAGGCCACCUUCACAGAAAGUCCGACCUCCACCCCCGCCAGCGGACUCAGUGACCAGAAGAGUCACAACUAACGUAAAACGAGGGGUCUUAUCGCUCAUUGACACAUUGAAACAGAAACGCCCCAUCCCAGAAACACCCUAGCAGCUCUGGGCUCCGGGAUUCUGUCACUUUUACCUGAAGAGCAAAUGUCUACACUAAAGAAGCCGACAGCUGGCCUUCCAUUCAGUUGCUGAUGCUUUGUCUCCAGAGAAUUCAUCCUUAACCAAACAGUGUUAAGACCAAGCAUGUGACCGCGUCUUGCCACCACCAUGUGCUAUGAAAAGAAGCAUGAGUUGUUUUUGUUUUCUGUUCCCGUAAGUUCCAUCAUGAGCAGUGGAAGGUCUUUUACUGUAAAUAUUGUGAGCAGGACUUCACACACUCUCCGAAGAAUGUGGCCACACCCUUCCUAGAGAACUAAUGCUGCAUCCUUGGAGUGAAUGAUUCCCAGGUUCAUUUUCUGUCCUCUUGGUUGGAUCUGUCGCAAGCAACCUUGGGGUCCCUUGGCACUUUGCCUUGUUUUCAGCUUUCAGAAUUCCUGUAAAAAAAAAAAAAAAAAAAAAAUUGGGUUUUAGUUUUUCAUAAAAGUAAACCUGUCAGUUGACAAAAACUGGCUGUUGGCAUCAGUGCAGACACUAACCAGCCACUUUCCUCAGCGAGCUCUCUGAUGCAUGGACACCCCUUCAUGUCUUUGGGGUGCUGGGAAAAGGAAAACUUUAAAAUUGAUAGAAAACUAAAUUUGAGGAAUUAAAAAUCAAGCAAAAAAAAUAGCCUUUCUUUUCAGAUGGUUUUCAAAUUGGUUAUUUAAAAAGAGAGAGAGAGAGAGAGAUUAGCAGAUUCAUAAUACAUUUGGGAUGGGACAUAUUUCAAACUUCUGCCUUACAUUGUACAGUGCAGCUAGAGAAUUGAAGUAUGCUAUGGCCGUUCUCCACCCACACCUGAAAAUGAAAUAUUCCUACACUUUCCAUCCUUAGUUUGACGAGCUAAUAUGCAAUUUAUAUCUCUGUCACACACUAUGAUUUUAGCUCUCACUGUGUGAUUCUUGUUAGUUCACAUCCUGGAGGUAAUGUCCUCCUAGGGUUCCCUAUCUGCACAAGCUUUCGCUAUGCUUUUUGUCCAGAGAGCUGUCUACCCAUCAUAUAGUGUUCAUGGCAACAAAUUUAAGUUGUACUUUUCUUGAACUUAUGUAUUUAAUGUUAGAAAUUUGGUAAGACUUGACUAGAUACGUUUUAAAACUUCUAUUUUUCCAUUUUACUUUCAAAAGAUUCAAUUUUUUCUUAUCUGAGCACAAUAUACACAGAAAUAAUGGAUUGUUUGAUAGCGUUCCCCAAAUAUCAUUUUCUUUCCACUUUUUAUGUAGCUAAGAAACCUAACUAUAAAGAUACACAAAUUUAGACUCUUGUUGACAUUAUUUUAAAAGGAGGUUGCAAAGAUCAAUCUUAUAUUACUCUUGUUUACUUUUAAUGUCAAAAUUAAUAUUGUUAUAAAAGUAAUGCUUGUGUUUAUGCGCUGCUCUGCAGAUGUCCACAGUUCUAUCACAGUCGAGCCUUACAAGGUAGAAAAGGUACCAAACUCACUGAAGAAAUCAAAUACACAGGGUUUUGUACCAAGAGGCUAAGUGGCCGAGGAUCUCACCCAAGUUCCUGAGAGCCAGAACCAGGAUCACGUCUCCCAGCUUUUGCCACCUGAUGCCUCUUUCACACAAUCAGGAAGACCCUUCACAGAUGACUCUAGGUCCAUACACAGAACAGAUAAUGAAAAUACUAUCAGGCAAUUUCAGAAUCCUCGAGUGUGUUAAGGAAACCGUCCAGUUAAUCUACACAGUGGCAUUUAUUGUUAAGACCAUUGUCCUUUCUCGGUCCAGGACUGUGUUCCUCAAACAUGUGUAGAGGACAAAUGUCUGUCCUCAGCAGCCUUCCCAAGCUGAGAUUUUCUAGAUAUUACAUCACUUGUGUAGAAACCUUCCCGACUGUGGCACUUAGCAGCCACAGACUGCGUUGAAGUGAGUGUGUUCCACCUGUGGGUCCCUCAGAAAACCCAUGGCAUCAGAUGCAGAGAACCUGGACUGUUCUCUGGCAUCCACACACUACAAUAAAAGUGAUGUUCCUUGAGAAAAAAAUGCAUUAAUACUUGGUGCCAACUUGCAUAUUAGCUGAAGUAACUAGUGCCAUCUGAGAGAUUUCUGAGUUAAGAAAUUGUGCCCAGAGAAAAACUGUCCAGAAUCCAGUUAUAGUCUCUCAUUUGGGCUCCAUGGUGAAAUGUUUCAAUGCACUCCACUUCAAAACUCUAAAGUAAUCCCUGUUUCUAUAGGAUGUCUCCAUACAAGCCCUGUUCGUCUUUAAAAUCUACAUUUGUUUGUUAUCGGGAUCAAGAAUACUGAGCUAGCUUUAAGUAGCAAACUGAUUUAUAUAUGCAAUUUUAGGACUCAGUAAGAGGAAUGAUAGCCUUUGCGUAAGGGAAAAAACAACUCUUACUGCAGCUGUUUUGUUUUGAAAAUAGCUUUGCCUACUAAAUGCAGGUUGAUUUUUGUAAAAUGAAUUAUGUUAAAUGGUGUAUUCAGACAACUUUCUGCCAUGGCCAAAAAGUAUGUAUGAAAGUAUGUUUGCAUUUGUUUGUGAAAGGAUGCCAGUGUUUCACCUGAGAUCUUAGUGACUUCAGUUAUCUAUGCAUUCUUUAGAUCCGGGAUUCGGGAACAGGCAGCCGCGUUCACUAAGCCUUGUGUGUCUUAGCAUUUUUUUAAUUAACUUGUUAAAUACAGCUUAAAAUAUUUUUAUUUUAUUUAUUCUAUUUUUACUGAAGUAUGGCGCAUUAUUGUGUUAAUGUAUUCUCUUUCCCGGGUAUAACGUCAUUUACCUGGGUCUAAUUAAUCUCAGUGAACUACAUCGCCUACAAGGUGGUUUUGUAAUGAUUUGUAGUCACAUUUUUAUUGGAAUAUGUAGAAGCAAGGGCAGAAUGCUUAAAGUUCCUUUUAUUUUUUAAAAGCAACUAGGCAGGAGUGUUCUGCCUACCUUCCCUGUGCUCCGGGGCAGCAUCACCAUGGUAGCCAACAUGCCUAUGGCUAAGACCAUGUCUUUGUAGAUAGACUAAGGCACUGUGCGGUGCUUUGUUUUUAUAUCCUUCACAACUUGCGUGACGUCAUCAAAGAGCUACACAUCCAUCCACGUGCCCUUCGUUUCCACCUGGGUUCAGGAUCACCAUGGCUAAUUGGAACCAUUGUUUCAUUUGUCUGUCUGUCUGUCUGUCUCACUGCAUGAAGGGACAUUAGACCCAUUUCCAUUAAAACAAAUUCUUGGUGAUAUAACUGUUGGCACUGCUAUUUUUUUUUAAUACACAUUAGACAUUUAAGAAGGACACAGAACAAACCACUCAGAACAGGACCACUUAUGUGUAGCCCCAAAGCUUCCCUUACUGUAGGGCACACUCCCUGUAUGAGCAUUGCAACGCAAGAUUUCACAAACCACGUGGGAAAAUGACUCCCUAAUAUUAGCACAAUCAAGCCAAAAGCUCUGGAGUUGGCCGGGUUUAUGAACUUGUUUCGGCAUACUGGGGGUGUGGCUCAUGGUAGAGCACUUGUGUAAGAUGUGCAGGGCUCUGAGUUUAAGCCUUGGAACCAUGAAGGGGUUGGGGGGGGUGCACUUCAAGGCAAAGAUCUUUGCUUGCACCAACUGUGAGAGCAUUGCCAGGCAGCCGCAUUAGCCACUUCCUCCUAAAAGGACAUCUGGUUUUCUUUUUGAUGCCUUUUGCUGUUGACCACGUUUGCACAUUUAAAUGUAAGAUGUGGGAAUAGAUGUAGCUGUGUGCGAGGUUUGACUCGUUUCUCUGCCAGCACGGCCACAGAUAUAAGAAACAGAUGCAAACCUAGUGUCUCUACAGUAGUUAUUUUAUUUUUGUAUUAUUCUUACUUCAAAUUAAACUUUUUAAAAAUCAUUUUAGUAAUGUAAGCUUCUGCUUUCAUUAGUGUUUGCAUUUCCCACUUGGUGAGAAUGAGCUGGUGACUGUAAGGACUUGCUCUUCCCAUACUCUUCAGUCAGUAAAGAGCUGGUGUUCUGAACACAGAAACCCAUCUGGUCAUCAAUUGGAAUUUUUUGUAAGCAGUCUCAUAGGGUUAAGGUAUUUCAACAUGCACACAAAGUCUGCCUUUCAUUCUUGUAAGAAUCAAGAAUGGAAGUGGGCAGUGCAUUGAAUCCAAAAUGAAAGGUGGUAACCAGAGAGUCAGUUGGAUCUGGUUUUAACUCCCUGAUACACAGAAGACGAGUAAUUAAAAGUAAAUGCCCAAGUCGUUCAUUUGCUGUGUUGAGUUGUUUUGUCUUUGAGACUGGCCUUGAAUUCAUGCUGAUCCUCCUGCCCAGCCUCCUGAGUACUGGGAUUGCAGAUGUGUCACCACAUUCCACCCUCCCUUGUGCUGCUAAAGACAGUAACUCUCAAGGAACGGCAUUUCAUCUUCCUUCCAGGGGUUUUACACUGGUAAUAGUUUGGGGUAAAAAUCUGAACUUGUUUAGACUCUGGGCUCAAU